Molecule: messenger RNA, 1198 nt
Organism: Suricata suricatta (meerkat)
Lineage: Eukaryota; Metazoa; Chordata; Mammalia; Carnivora; Herpestidae
Gene: GPS2
Product: G protein pathway suppressor 2
Exons: 10
Coding region: 118-1101 (327 amino acids)
Biological process (GO): regulation of transcription by RNA polymerase II
Cellular component (GO): transcription regulator complex
Molecular function (GO): transcription coregulator activity
Source: RefSeq, a predicted model, not a curated record
CCUCUGCGGGCCGCGCGCGAUCGCCCCUGAGCGCUCGCCUCCCGGUAGGCCCGGUCCGAGGUCUGACAGUCAGUGACAGAGCCGGGCGCCCGCGGCCCGAGCGCCCCCGGCGGCACCAUGCCUGCGCUCCUGGAGCGCCCCAAGCUUUCCAACGCCAUGGCCCGGGCGUUGCACCGACACAUCAUGAUGGAGCGGGAGCGCAAACGGCAAGAAGAGGAAGAGGUGGACAAGAUGAUGGAACAGAAGAUGAAGGAAGAGCAGGAGAGGAGAAAGAAAAAGGAGAUGGAAGAGAGAAUGUCUCUAGAGGAGACCAAGGAGCAAAUCCUGAAGCUGCAGGAGAAGCUGUUGGCCCUUCAGGAAGAGAAGCACCAGCUCUUCCUGCAGCUCAAGAAAGUUCUGCACGAGGAAGAGAAACGGAGGCGCAAGGAGCAGAGUGACCUGACCACUCUGACGUCAGCCGCGUACCAGCAGAGCCUGACCGUCCACACGGGAACGCACCUCCUCAGCAUGCAGGGGAGCCCUGGAGGACACAAUCGCCCAGGCACCCUCAUGGCCGCUGAUAGGGCCAAGCAGAUGUUCGGACCCCAAGUGCUUACAACUCGGCACUACGUGGGCUCGGCAGCGGCCUUCGCAGGGACCCCGGAGCAUGGUCAAUUCCAAGGCAGCCCUGGCGGUGCCUACGGGACUGCUCAGCCCCCGCCUCACUACGGACCCACGCAGCCAGCCUACAGUCCUAGUCAGCAGCUCAGAGCACCUUCGGCGUUCCCGGCAGUGCAGUACCUGUCGCAGCCGCAGCCGCAGCCCUAUGCCGUGCACGGCCACUUCCAGCCCACCCAGACAGGGUUCCUCCAGCCGGGUGGCGCCCUGUCCUUGCAGAAGCAAAUGGAACAUGCCACCCCGCAGACCGGCUUCUCGGACUCUUCCUCCCUGCGCCCCAUGCACCCCCAAGCCCUGCAUCCAGCCCCUGGACUGCUGGCCUCUCCCCAGCUCCCUGUACAGAUGCAACAAGCAGGAAAGUCGGGCUUUGCAGCUACCAGCCAGCCUGGCCCCCGGCUCCCCUUCAUCCAGCACAGCCAGAAUCCACGGUUCUACCACAAGUGACCCUCGAGAUUUUAUCUCCAGCCUCCCCCCUCCCCUGCUAUGGGUGAGGGUCCUGGUUGGGUCCCGGUCCAAUAAAAUCUACCUGCCCAUGUCGCCA